UGGCGCGUGCACGGGCACCAAAAAUCGCCUCGCUGGGCCAACCAGCCCGUUAGUAGUCGCUUUCUCCAUCGCUGGAUACUGUACGAAUCGCAGCUGGCACGCACGCCCUUGCCGAGGAUGUAUAGAGCACCUGCAGCACUGACAGUCUGCACCACCUCCACGGCACGAAACAGCAGGCGCGCGCGACGCCACUACCGCGGCUCCGCAAGACGACGGGACCACUACCGCACGCUGGAGAUCGCCUACGACGCCUCCGAGGCCGACGUCAAGGGCGCGUUCCGCCGCCUCGCGAAGGAGAGCCACCCGGACCUGCACCCGGGCGACGCGUCGGCCGUGGCGCGCUUCCAGCGGCUCGUGGAUGCGCACUCGACGCUGACAGACGACAGCGCGCGACGCGCGUACGACCCUGUGUGGAAAUCAACCAGUGUGUCGGGUGCACCCGAUAAUUCUUCACCAAGUCAUUUUACGGCGACGACGCGGCCGUGCUGGCUCCGUCGAGCGGUGAGGAACCGACAUCGCCACGCCAUCGAGCAAGCGUCGCGUCGAUGGCGUGGAGGACGACGCGACGAUUCAGCACGAACGCGCCGUAAAAUUUGAUUUCCACACAGGUACGACGCUGAGAUCGGCAACGCCACGUCGCCUCUGGCCAAGCGCCCCACGUCUAUCAGGAAAUCACCGACGGCGCCGCAUGCGUAUCCAGGAGGGGGCUCCGGCGUCGACGGCGACACGUGGAACGCCUGGCAUUAUGGGGAUGGCGACACCGUCCAAAGGGACCCCGUCUUCCAGACCAACAGAACGCGCGACGGCGAGAAGACGACGACGACGAAAUGGUUCGAGCGCAAGAUCCGGUCCCAGGAAGAAAGGAACGACGCGGCGGCGAUGAACGCCGUGCGGCAAGAAAAGCAGAACGUCGUCGAUCGACUGAAGGCGAAGGCGCGCGCGAGGAGGGCCGGGCGGGAUGUGAGCGGGGAGCAGGGGGGGUGUGUCGUGUCGUAAGGUCAGCUGUGUGUG
Messenger RNA from Pelagomonas calceolata, 1011 nucleotides. Lineage: Eukaryota; Pelagophyceae; Pelagomonadales; Pelagomonadaceae. The record is from the annotation of a GenBank genome assembly.